AUGCUUGCAUGUGUCAACACAGGAGAGGGGGGUGAGACCCGGCAGGACCCGAAAUCCACGCCUGGGGGCAUAAGCAACGCAAGAGGUGCGGAGGCCACCUCGACAGAUCGCCAGGGGCUUCCAGGGGCUUCCAGGGGCUUCCAGGGGCCCCACUGUAGAUGCGAGGCCGCGGAAAAGCGCCGGAGACAAAGCGCCUCGGAGCGAAAGCCAAAGAUGCCGCGCGGUUCCGACUCAGAUCCGAGCCGGGCGAACCCCGGAGCCCGGCGGCUGUGCGCGUCCCGGAGCCGCGACGCGCCCGACCGCUUUGUUUUUAUCCAGCUGCCAAGUGGCAUCGCCAGGGGAGCCCAGGACCGAACCUGGGGUCUGCGGCUGGCUCUGUGGCUCGGGGCUGGAGGCUCCGGCUGCAUCCCUAGGGAGGUUACUGGAGUUCUGGAUGAUUGCUUGUGUGAUAUUGACAGCAUUGAUAACUUCAACACCUACAAAAUCUUCCCCAAAAUACAAAAAUUGCAAGAGCGAGACUAUUUCCGUUAUUACAAGGUUAAUCUGAAGCGACCCUGUCCUUUCUGGGCAGAAGAUGGCCAUUGUUCAAUAAAAGAUUGUCAUGUGGAGCCCUGUCCAGAGAGUAAAAUUCCAGUUGGCAUAAAAGCUGGGCGUUCUAAUAAGUACUUGAAAGUGGCAAACAAUACCAAAGAAUUAGAAGCCUGUGAGCAAGCUAAUAAACUGGGAGCAGUUAACAGCACAUUAAGUCAUCAAAGCAAAGAAGCUUUCAUUGACUGGGCAAGAUAUGAUGAUUCACAGGAUCACUUUUGUGAACUUGAUGAUGAGAGAUCUCCAGCUGCCCAGUAUGUAGACCUAUUGCUGAACCCUGAGCGUUACACUGGCUAUAGAGGGAGCUCUGCAUGGAGAGUGUGGAACAGCAUCUAUGAAGAAAACUGUUUCAAGCCUCGAUCUGUUUAUCGUCCUUUAAGUCCUCUGGCGCCCAGCCGAGGCGAAAAUGAUGGAGAAUCAUUCUACACAUGGCUAGAAGGUUUGUGUCUGGAAAAAAGAGUCUUCUAUAAACUUAUAUCGGGACUCCAUGCUAGUAUCAAUUUACAUCUGUGCGCAAAUUAUCUUUUGGAAGAAACCUGGGGUAAACCCAGUUGGGGACCUAACAUCAAAGAAUUUAGACGCCGCUUUGACCCUGUAGAAACCAAGGGAGAAGGUCCAAGAAGGCUCAAGAAUCUGUACUUUUUAUACUUGAUUGAACUUCGAGCUUUGUCAAAGGUGGCCCCGUAUUUUGAGCGCUCCAUAGUUGAUCUCUACACUGGAAACGUAGAAGAAGAUGCUGACACAAAAACCCUUCUACUGAAUAUCUUUCAAGAUACGAAGUCCUUUCCCAUGCAUUUUGAUGAGAAAUCUAUGUUUGCAGGUGACAAAAAAGGGGCCAAAUCAUUAAAGGAGGAAUUCCGAUUACACUUCAAGAAUAUCUCCCGUAUAAUGGACUGUGUUGGAUGUGACAAGUGCAGAUUAUGGGGAAAAUUACAGACUCAGGGCUUAGGAACUGCCCUGAAGAUAUUAUUCUCUGAAAAAGAAAUCCAAAAGCUUCCAGAGAAUAGUCCAUCUAAAGGCUUCCAACUCACCCGACAGGAAAUAGUUGCUCUUUUAAAUGCUUUUGGAAGGCUUUCUACAAGUAUAAGAGAGUUACAGAAUUUUAAAGUCUUAUUACAGCACAGUGCCAUUGUAUAUAAGAAAGGACAGCUGUUUUUAUCUUCAUCAGCAUUGCCUUCAGCUGGAAAUUGGCAACAGUUCACAGUAAACCUCCCAGCAGUUUGCAGAUUGAAGUACCUGCAGAAACCUUAGCUGUUCACCAAAACACAGAUUAGGAGUAUGGUAUUGUGGAAAUUAUUUGGUAAAAAACAAAAUACACACACACAAAUUUACAUGUACUCUGUUUUAAAUAACAUCUACAGGUGCAGCUUUAAGUUAUGAACAGAAUUCCAAGUAAUUUAUUGUUGUACCCACCAGAAUCUAGAAAAUAUGAAUUAAAGUACAUGUUUCUGCAGUC
Messenger RNA from Carlito syrichta (Philippine tarsier), 2044 nucleotides. RefSeq names its product endoplasmic reticulum oxidoreductase 1 beta (gene ERO1B). Gene Ontology annotation, molecular function: FAD binding; protein-disulfide reductase activity; thiol oxidase activity. The record is from RefSeq and is a predicted model, not a curated record. Bases 1 to 1839 code for a protein of 612 amino acids. Gene Ontology annotation, cellular component: endoplasmic reticulum; endoplasmic reticulum membrane. NCBI's taxonomy places the organism in Eukaryota, Metazoa, Chordata, Mammalia, Primates, Tarsiidae. Gene Ontology annotation, biological process: protein folding in endoplasmic reticulum. The transcript is spliced from 18 exons.